AUGGUCCGCCAAGAUCCUCACCAGGGCGGAAGCCUCUCAGACAUGGCCGCAACCGGCACCACCAUCCCCAACGAUGCGGGCAAGAUGAACACCAUCCCCUCAGUACCUCGUCCCGACCAGCGAGCCGAGCACUUCGGCUUCGAUAACGCCGGCGUCGCCGAGCCCUCGACGGCCAUGGCUGCCGAUAACGCCACUGACCUCCCGCGUUCGACUCGGGAUGUUGGCCAGACUGGCGAGGUCAUCUCCGGCACUGGUAACUCCAUGCCGGCCGGUGUCGAGGCCAAGCACAACUAUAUGGGCGCCAACCACCAUGCCGGCCAUGGUGAUACUCGCGACCUCAAGCAUGCGAAGUAUGGCCAGAGCGAAUAUGAGCGUUACCAGUCAUGA
This is a messenger RNA of Penicillium olsonii, 387 nucleotides long. Lineage: Eukaryota; Fungi; Ascomycota; Eurotiomycetes; Eurotiales; Aspergillaceae. The record is from the annotation of a GenBank genome assembly.